UCUGCUCGCUGCUUUAGGAAACGUGGCCUUAACCAGACUCCGGCAGCAGCGGUGUAGAUGAAUGAGAAACACGCAGCUUCACCCUUCAGCUCCAUCCGUCUGCCAGCCUCCGCCACAGCUCCAGCAUUGCCCGCGGUCCCCUGAAGCCCCUGUCUGAAGAACCAUGUCCGAGGCAGAACAAGUCCCGGCCUCGGCCCCGGAGGCCGCCGCCGCUGUCCUGGACGCCCUGAACGCCACGGACUCCAACGGGACCGAGGCGCUGAACGCUACGGCUAAAUUCGUGGCCACCCCGGAGGGCACCGCGCUGGCAUACGGCAGCCUGGUGUUCAUGGCGCUGCUGCCUAUCUUCUUCGGAGCCCUGCGGUCCGUCAACUGCUCCAAAUCUAAGGAGCUCGGAGACAAUGAUUACGAUUCUGGGUUCAGAAAUGCAGCAGACAUGCCAGAAACAAUCACCAGCCGAGACGCAGCGAGGUUUCCCAUCAUCGCCAGCUGCACUCUGUUUGGGCUCUACCUCUUUUUCAAGGUAUUUUCUCAAGAGUAUAUCAACCUGCUGCUGUCCGUCUACUUCUUCGUCCUGGGCAUCCUGGCUCUGUCUCACACUAUGAGUCCUCUGAUGUCCAGAAUCUUUCCAGCUUCGUUCCCUAACAAACAGUACCAGCUGCUCUUCACUCAGGGCUCCGGAGAGUCCAAAGAAGAAAUAGUCAACUAUGAGUUUGACACCAAGAACCUGGUGUGUCUGCUCAUCAGCAGUGUGGUGGGAGUCUGGUACCUGCUCAAAAAGCACUGGAUAGCCAAUAACCUGUUUGGCCUGGCCUUUGCCCUGAAUGGGGUGGAGCUGCUCCACCUGAACAAUGUCAGCACUGGCUGCAUCCUGCUGGGGGGGCUGUUUGUCUACGACGUCUUCUGGGUGUUUGGGACCAAUGUCAUGGUAACAGUUGCCAAGUCCUUCGAAGCACCGAUCAAAUUGGUGUUUCCUCAGGACUUGUUGGAGAAAGGGCUUGAGGCCAGUAACUUCGCCAUGCUGGGUCUGGGUGACAUCGUCAUCCCAGGUAUCUUCAUCGCCCUGCUGCUGCGCUUCGACGUCAGCCUAAAGAAGAACAGCAGGACGUACUUCUACUCCAGCUUCCUGGCCUACAUCUUCGGACUGGGCCUCACCAUCUUCGUCAUGCACACCUUCAAACACGCACAGCCCGCUCUGCUCUACCUGGUCCCAGCCUGUGUCGGCUUCCCCGUCAUCGUAGCACUGUUCAAAGGGGAGCUCACAGAGAUGUUCAGGUACGAGGAGUCCUCUCCUGAGGAGGCGGGGGCUAAAGAGGACUCAUCAGAAUCAGAGAAGAAGGACCAAUAGCAUCGAUCGCUGCCCCUCCCCCUUCCCCCCCAAACACCUUCAUCCAGCCUGCUGCCACCACAUUUCACUGAAGCCCCUCCCCCUCUCGCCUCUUCAGCUUCCUGUUUGUCACCGGGGGAAACGGCGCUCAUGUUGCCAACGUGUUUGUCUUUGAAAACCAUGGAACAGCCGCUGGUCUCCGGCUGCUGUCACUCUGCGGGUGGUGGUGUUUCUAAUUAAAGGUUGUGGAGACUCGGUGCCUACCAUGAUUCCUCUGUCUGUCUCUCAGCUGCACUCACACAGGAACGCCACACCUGCGCAGCUCCAGCUCAUCCAGGAUUUUCCCCACAAACAUCCAUGAAGCCGGCGUCGUGUUGGAUUUCCUGUCAUCGAGCAAUAGCGUGGAAGCAGCCGCGGCAUCGUCUCAGCUGAUCCUCCUGUGUGUUUGCAGCUCGUUACAUUUCCGCUGGUUGAAGGAGUGCUUGGUUUAGCCUCUUAACAGCCUCAAACGUGGAAAAAUCUCACGGUAAAACAAGCGCUUCUGUUGUUUUCUUUAGUUUCCUUCAAACAAAGAACCGUGAGUCUCGUUCAUUGAAAACCUGCCGCAGCGUAACACCGCUCCUGUUACGGAGGAGGAGGUUGUGGGAACAGAUCACCCAGGUGUGGUUCUUUGUCGCUGCCUCUCUUUGUUUCCUGGUGUAUUUGUUGCCGGGCUGCCGCUCACUCUGCCUUCUGCUUUCUCACAUCAGUGUUUUCUGUCGGCCCUGUUUUGUUUUUCUCAGUUUUAUUUUUGUGUAAAAGUCCAGAAUGUUAGGAUGGAAACUCCAGCUGAACGUUUUCCUGGUAGACAGUCACCUGUUCAUGUGCUGGGGUCGGACUCGGUUCAGACCCAGUUGUUUUUCUGUUGCCUGCAGCAGCUGCGUGUCUCAUCCCUGAUGGAGGUUCAUACAGCCGGCUGUGGUUUCGAGGUGAAGUCCGUUCACCUCUGUCAGUCCAUGCACUGACUGAAGGUUCAGCUCAGCAUGAUAAAACAGUUCAUUCAGUUCAGUG
This is a messenger RNA of Toxotes jaculatrix (banded archerfish), 2377 nucleotides long. It is a transcript of the gene hm13, whose product is annotated as histocompatibility (minor) 13. Lineage: Eukaryota; Metazoa; Chordata; Actinopteri; Toxotidae. Bases 164 to 1348 code for a protein of 394 amino acids. Gene Ontology annotation, biological process: membrane protein proteolysis. The record is from RefSeq and is a predicted model, not a curated record. The transcript has 13 exons. Gene Ontology annotation, molecular function: aspartic endopeptidase activity, intramembrane cleaving. Gene Ontology annotation, cellular component: cytoplasmic side of endoplasmic reticulum membrane; membrane; lumenal side of endoplasmic reticulum membrane.